Molecule: messenger RNA, 165 nt
Organism: Bipolaris maydis ATCC 48331
Lineage: Eukaryota; Fungi; Ascomycota; Dothideomycetes; Pleosporales; Pleosporaceae
Source: RefSeq, a predicted model, not a curated record
UACCCGGACAAGCUCAUCUCAAAGUGGACCACCGCCAUGGACCGUUCGCGCUACCUAGCUGAUUCUGAAGCAAAGUAUAAGCUCUACUUUGAGCUACUCUAUCAGAAGAUUACUGAGUAUCAGCUUGAAGCUCGAGAUAUAUACAAUAUGGAUGAGAAGGGCUUC